CUGUCCGAUCAUUUUCCCUUUCCGAUCUGUGUUUUCAAGAAUAACAAUUGACUUUUACACAGAUUCUCCUCAUUCAAAACCGCCACUGAGGAGGACAUGGUCCUGUGGUCGUACCCGCCAACGCCCAAGCAACUGGCCGCCACCAUCGGCUGCUUCGUCACCGGCGCCGCCCUCUUCUCCAUUGGAGCCCACCUCUCCUUCGCCAACGUAGCCCCUCAACAAGCUCGCACCAAGGCCCGCAACGAUUUCGUCAAAGAUCGCCUUCGAAAGUUUCUCCAAGAUUAGCCCCACCAAACAAAUAGCUUUAAAACCCACUUGAUCCAACUUUAAGCAUCAACCCUUCUUACUCAAGUCCCCUAGUUGGAGGCUCAACCAAAUGCUGCAUUGUGUGAUACCAUCAUUGUCAAAGAGAAGACAAAAUCCCAAUUCAUCCCUCCCAUCACUGCAAGGAAGUUCAGCUGAAGAUACACCGAGUUCAAGCGCUCAACCCUCUCCCACCAUCAAUCUCACAAGCGAAUACACCCUUGCCAUCCAGACAACUUCCUACAGCGAGAUAUGGUCUAGAAUCCAUCCCAAUGACCCUUCUUAUGAAGGACACUUGGGGGAAGGGGAGGCCCUUGAAGAACAUCAGUCAUUGGAACAGAUCCUUAACCCUAGCCGAGAGUGUGUCGACAAAGCACUUCAGCAUGCUAGGCCGACUACCCUUACCCACCUUGUCUCCACCUACUUUGACCACAGUGAAAAUACCUCCCAUCUUUGCCUCAUUCUCCACGACAGUGUCCGCCAGGCCCGCUUAACUUACCACAACCUUCAUAACCUCCUCGAUGUUCUCCCCCUAGAUUCUGACCCCAACUCCCUCACCCAGUCUCAGUGCGAUUGGGCAUUUGACAUCUUUCUAAAAUUUGACCGCCUCGACAAUCCCUUCCCCUGUCCAGACUCCCACAACUUCCGCGACAUGCGCCAUUGCUUUUCUCAGCUCAACGACCAACUCCAUCGCCGCCUCUGCAAGUCCCGCUCUAGGGUCCGCCUCCUCCGCCGCGCCACCACUUGCUCCACCGUCUGCCUCAUUGGUACUGCUGUUAAUGUUUGCUUAACAGCCAUGGCCAUAGCUUCUCACGCUCUUAUUGCCCUUGUUGCAGGCACCCUACUCCCCGCGGUCCUCCCCUCCAAGAUAACUAAGAAGGAGAUGGUCCAUAUGGCACAGCUUGAUGCAGUAGCAAAGGGUACUUAUGUCCUUCACAACGACCUUGACACAAUUGAUCGCCUGGUUGAGCGCCUGUAUACAGCCGUUGAGGGUGACAAGUUUCUGAUUCGACUCGGAUUGGAGAGGGGCAACGACAGGCAUCCCAUCCAUGAGAUCGCAAAGCAGCUUCAGAAGAAUCAUCUCAAUUUCCUUAGCCAGCUGAUGGAUCUUGAGGAGCACAUAUGCCUAUGCUUUGCUGCAAUCAACAGGGCUAGAUCUCUCCUCCUUGAAGGGAUCCAUCUUCAUAAAUCUCAUAAUUGCAAUUAAUUUGCUGCAUUUACUGAGACAACCACACUGCAUCAGUUAUGAAUUGAAGGAACUAAAGAAAGCGAAAUAAGAAAAGGGACUGACGUCAGCGAAGUGGAUCUCAUAUAACUUCAUGUUCCAACAGCACAUCGACCGCAAGCUGCUUCAGAUAGUCUCAACUUCCCGGGAAUCGGAAUUCAUUCUCCCAAUGAAAGAACUUAAAUAGUUUUUUUUCCAAAUUCUAGGGACACUCGCUCUGAUACGAGUUUUGUGCUCCAAUUGCAUCUGAUUAACUAUAGGACCCCACACCCAGAACACCACUAGACGAAAUGAUUUAAUUGCGGUACUAGAAAUAUCGAUUCUUAUUGUUUCAAGGAUGUAUCUGUUUCUGGUUACUUCUAUUUUUUUCACUUAAGCAACAAAUAAAUCAAAUGAAGGUGCAUUAUUUUUGGAUGUACGUAUGGAACUGGCUGAGAUUUUAUUUAUUUAUUUAUUUAUUGAAAGAUCUCAACUCAACUCCUAGUGAAAUAUU
Messenger RNA from Rhododendron vialii, 2021 nucleotides. RefSeq names its product UPF0496 protein At3g19330-like. The transcript is spliced from 5 exons. The record is from RefSeq and is a predicted model, not a curated record. The coding region runs from base 377 to 1510 and encodes 377 amino acids. NCBI's taxonomy places the organism in Eukaryota, Viridiplantae, Streptophyta, Magnoliopsida, Ericales, Ericaceae.